Messenger RNA from Drosophila novamexicana, 1260 nucleotides. RefSeq names its product putative odorant receptor 85d (gene Or85d). Bases 1 to 1260 code for a protein of 419 amino acids. The transcript has 3 exons. NCBI's taxonomy places the organism in Eukaryota, Metazoa, Arthropoda, Insecta, Diptera, Drosophilidae. Gene Ontology annotation, biological process: detection of chemical stimulus involved in sensory perception of smell; sensory perception of smell. The record is from RefSeq and is a predicted model, not a curated record. Gene Ontology annotation, molecular function: olfactory receptor activity; odorant binding. Gene Ontology annotation, cellular component: plasma membrane.
AUGGGCUGGAAAUUAAGGACGCGGACGGUGCCCACGAGGGCAAUAAAAACUAGGAAAACUAUACCAUUGGAUAGUUUUUUCCGCUAUGUGGACGUCUUUUACUUGUCCAUCGGCAUGGUGCCCUACGAUCUCAACUCAAAGGACUCAAGUGUCAAUCGCAAUUGGCGUAGGAUAAUAUUGCGCUCUUACUUCGUUUUCCAGAUGAUGAAUCUUAAUCUGGUGCUCCUCUCGGAGUUGAUCUACGUGUUUCUCGCUUUUGCCAGUGGCCAAAAUUUCCUUGAAGCCACCAUGAAUCUAUCCUUCAUUGGAUUUGUUGUAGUCGGUGACAUAAAGAUUCAGCAUAUCUGGGGCAAGCGCGAGCGUCUCACACAGGUUGUCCGGCGUCUGCAAGAAUUGCAUCCGGUGAGCGCGGAAGAGCAAGCGAUAUACAAGAUAGAUGAGUACCUGAGCGGCUACAAAUGCGUAAGCAUCUUCUAUUUUGGCAUGCAUCUGGUGCUUAUAUGGACCUACAAUCUAUAUUGGGCUGUCUACUAUUUGAUCUGGGAUUUCUGGCUGGGCAUACGUCGCUUUGAGCGCAUGUUGCCCUACUACUGCUGGACGCCGUGGGACUGGAAGAACAAUUGGAGCUACUAUGUUAUGUACAUCUCACAGAACCUGGGAGGCCAAGCAUGCCUGUCCGGCCAGCUAGCGGCGGACAUGUUUAUGUGCGCACUGGUCACGCUGCUAAUUAUGCACUUCAGACGCCUGGGCUCACAGAUCGAGCGGCAUGUGGCAGGUGUUUUACCUGCCAAGCAGGAUCUGGCUUUCCUGCAGGCCAGCAUCGUUUACCAUCAGCAUCUGCUCUUUCUGUGCCAGGAUAUAAACGAGAUCUUUGGCGUUUCGCUAUUUUGCAACUUUGCCAGCUCCUCGUUUAUCAUAUGCUUUGUGAUCUUUCAGAUGACCAUCGGCGGCAACAUAGAUAGUCUGGUUAUGCUGGUGCUCUUUCUCUUCUGUGCCAUGGUUCAGGUAUUUAUGAUCGGCAGCUAUGCGCAGCGCUUGAUCAAUGCGAGCGAGCAAAUUGGCGAAGCGGUUUAUAAGCAUGACUGGUUCCUGGCAGAUCUGCGCUAUCGCAAGCUAAUGCUGGUGAUCAUCCAGCGUGCCCAACGUCCCAGUUACCUAAAGGCUACCAAUUUACUCAAAGUGUCGCUGGUUACCGUGACAGAUCUGCUGCAACUGUCCUACAAGUUUUUUGCCCUGCUGCGCACCAUGUAUGUCCAGUAG